CCUCCAUUUUCUUGGUUUCGCUCACAUUAUCUUUGCAAGAGUGAACCAAAAAAAAAAAAAAAAAUCUUCCUUUAGACACAGAAAGAAGAUAGAGAGCAUCAUCAUCGGGUAGAAAAGGCAAAUGGUGGUCGAAUCGAAGCGAAGCUACGAGGAAUGCCGUCGACAGAGGUUGGAAGAGAACAAGAAGCGAAUGGAGGAGCUCAAUCUGGGCAAGCUCGCACAAGCUCUCAAGGCCUCGAGCCCAAGGACCUUUCCGGUGAAGCAGGUGAAGCGGCCUAGGCAGCCAGUGGACCUCUCUUCGGUGCGGGUGAGAAGGUCGAGCCGUGUCUCUGGCAAGCCCCCUCCGACUUACAAGGAAGUCCCAAUUGAACCUUUGGCGAAGCCCAGAAGCUAUCAGCGGAGAGAUCUGUUAAACCGAUUUUAUGCUUCGGAUCAAGCAAGGCAAGAUGCGAUUGAGAGAGCAGAACAAGUUGAGUCCGGUUUGGGAUCUGACUUCCCCACGUUUCUGAAGCCCAUGCUUCAGUCACAUGUCACCGGUGGAUUUUGGUUGGGUCUUUCAGUCCAGUUCUGCAAGAUGCACCUUUCCGACAAGGACGAAAUUAUCACUUUAAUAGAUGAGAGUGGAAAUGAGUUCCCAACAAGAUAUCUUGCUCGGAAAACUGGUCUGAGUGGUGGCUGGAAAGGGUUCGCCGUUGAUAAUCAACUAGUUGAUGGGGAUGCACUGGUGUUCCAGCUAAUUAUGCCCACCAAAUUUAAGGUGUUCAUCAUUAGGGCAUCUGAGUUAACAGAUAAUGAAGACGAUGACAAGGAUUCAGAUGUCUUGCACAUGGACAGGAGUGCCAAAAGAAUCAAAGCCAGCAGAAAGUAGACUUCAUACUUGAUGAUCUUACUGGAAUUUCGCCCUUAUUUUGCUCCUAGAAAACUCUGCGCGUUACAGGAAUAGAUUUUUGCUACUUCCUCUGCUGCAAUGUACUAACUAACAUUAGGUUCGUCAAUCCUGAGGUUUUUCUCCAAGUUAGCUUAGGAUGUCAUUGUUGUGUACUUGGGAUUUAGGAAUAGCUUUGCAGCAGCAGUCCUUCAAAAUGUAUGGCUCUGUCAGUUAGCCCGCUUUAUUACUGGAAUCUAAUGUAUUAUCAUAUAAUAGCAAUGACUUUUCUAUAUGA
Messenger RNA from Juglans regia (Persian walnut), 1163 nucleotides. Its product is annotated as B3 domain-containing protein At3g19184-like. Gene Ontology annotation, molecular function: DNA binding. The transcript is spliced from 7 exons. Lineage: Eukaryota; Viridiplantae; Streptophyta; Magnoliopsida; Fagales; Juglandaceae. Bases 122 to 868 code for a protein of 248 amino acids. The record is from RefSeq and is a predicted model, not a curated record.